UAUUGCCAGCGCGGUGGUGGCGGAUCGCUCGGUUCCAGCCAGUGGGUCCUGUGAGUGCGAGCUGAGGCGGAGAAAGGGCGCGGAACUGGAAACGGGUGAGUCAGGCACUGUCUACGCGUUAAAGAGAGGCGGCACCGCGGCGUAGGGUUGAGUUAAGUCAGCGCGGCCCCCGCGCAGUCUCUUUAGGGACACCGCGGUCUUAGCGUCAGCGAGCAGAGGGUGAGGAGGCGCCAGAGCCCGGUCCUUGCAUCCGUACUCGUCCUCAGCUCCCCGCCAGCAUCUCCACCAUGCAAUCCCGGGAAGAAGCUCCGCGCUCUCGCCGCCUCGCCAGUCCCCGCGGCGGAAGGCGGCCCAAGAGGCUUUCCAAGCCCUCGGUUUCGGCUUUUUUCACGGGCCCGGAGGAGCUGAAGGACACGGCCCAUUCCGCAGCCCUGCUGGCCCAGCUCAAGUCCUUCUACGACGCGCGGCUGCUCUGUGAUGUGACCAUCGAGGUGGUCACUCCUGGCAGCGGGCCUGGCACGGGCCGCCUUUUUUCCUGCAAUCGCAACGUGCUGGCUGCCGCGUGUCCCUACUUCAAGAGCAUGUUCACCGGCGGCAUGUACGAGAGUCACCAGACGAACGUGACCAUGCACGAUGUGGAUGCCGAGUCCUUCGAGGUGCUGGUCGAUUACUGCUACACGGGUCGUGUGUCAUUAAGUGAGGCCAACGUGCAGCGCCUGUACGCCGCCUCUGACAUGCUGCAGCUCGAGUAUGUGCGUGAAGCCUGUGCCUCCUUCCUAGCCCGCCGCCUUGACCUGGCCAACUGCACGGCCAUCCUCAAGUUCGCCGACGCCUUCGACCAUCACAAGCUGCGAUCACAGGCCCAGUCCUUUAUAGCCCACAACUUCAAGCAGCUCAGCCGCAUGGGUUCGAUUCGGGAGGAAUCUCUGGCAGAUCUGACCCUGGCCCAACUGCUGGCCGUCCUGCGCCUGGACAGUCUAGACGUCGAGAGUGAGCGGACAGUGUGCCACGUGGCGGUGCAGUGGUUGGAGGCGGCUCCCAAGGAGCGGGGUCCCAGCGCUGCAGAAGUCUUCAAGUGUGUCCGCUGGACACACUUCACCGAUGAAGAUCAGGAUUACCUGGAAGGACUGCUGACCAAGCCCAUUGUGAGGAAAUACUGUCUGGACCUUAUCGAAGGAGCCCUGCAGAUGCGAUAUGGUGACAUGUUGUACAAGUCUCUGGUGCCAAAGCCAGAGAGCAGCAGCGGCGGCAGCUCUGUUGUGUCCAUGGCAGAAAAUCCACCUCAGAGGCUGGGUAUGUGUGCCAAGGAGAUGGUGAUCUUCUUUGGACAUCCCAGAGAUCCCUUUCUGUGCUAUGACCCAUACUCAGGGGACAUUUACACAAUGCCAUCACCUUUGACCAGCUUGGCUCACACUAAGACUGUCACCUCCUCAGCUGUCUGUGUCUCUCCAGACCAUGACAUCUAUCUGGCCGCCCAGCCCAGGAAGGACCUCUGGGUGUAUAAACCAGCCCAGAAUAGUUGGCAGCAACUUGCUGACCGCCUGCUCUGCCGUGAGGGCAUGGACGUGGCAUACCUCAAUGGCUACAUUUACAUUUUGGGUGGGCGGGACCCUAUUACCGGCAUUAAACUGAAGGAGGUGGAGUGCUACAGUGUCCAGAGGAACCAGUGGGCCUUAGUGGCUCCUGUACCCCAUUCCUUCUAUUCCUUUGAACUAAUAGUGGUUCAGAACUAUCUUUAUGCUGUGAACAGUAAGCGCAUGCUCUGCUAUGAUCCUAGCCAUAAUAUGUGGCUGAACUGUGCUUCUCUUAAACGCAGUGACUUUCAGGAAGCCUGUGUCUUCAAUGAUGAGAUCUAUUGUAUCUGUGACAUCCCAGUCAUGAAGGUGUAUAACCCAGCCAGGGGAGAAUGGAGGCGGAUUAGUAAUAUUCCCCUGGACUCUGAGACCCACAACUAUCAGAUUGUCAAUCAUGGCCAAAAGUUGCUCCUCAUCACCUCUACAACCCCACAGUGGAAAAAAAACCGGGUGACUGUGUAUGAAUAUGAUACUAGGGAAGACCAGUGGAUUAAUAUAGGUACCAUGUUAGGUCUUUUGCAGUUUGACUCUGGCUUUAUUUGCCUCUGUGCUCGUGUUUAUCCUUCCUGCCUUGAACCUGGUCAGAGUUUCAUCACUGAGGAAGAUGAUGCACGGAGUGAGUCUAGUACUGAAUGGGACUUAGAUGGAUUCAGUGAAUUGGACUCUGAGUCAGGAAGUUCAAGUUCUUUUUCUGAUGAUGAAGUCUGGGUACAGGUAGCACCUCAGCGAAAUGCACAGGAUCAGCAGGGUUCUUUGUAAAUAUUUUGAACUACUAAGAUGUUUCUACUGCUAUGGAAUAUAUCUUAAAAAGAUGUCCUUUUCUUUUCCUGAAAAAAAAAAUAAAUUGAUUAGGGCCGCAGAUUUGGUUUAGAAAGGAUAAUGUUUGAAUUGCUAAUGUAAUGUUACAAAGUUUAAACAGUCCAUGAAAUCAACUAUAUAAUAAUUUACUGUGCAGAACGUUGAGAUUAAAGUAUGCAAAA
Balaenoptera ricei (Rice's whale) is the source of this 2554-nucleotide messenger RNA. RefSeq names its product kelch repeat and BTB domain containing 7 (gene KBTBD7). Gene Ontology annotation, molecular function: protein binding. The record is from RefSeq and is a predicted model, not a curated record. Bases 288 to 2333 code for a protein of 681 amino acids. Lineage: Eukaryota; Metazoa; Chordata; Mammalia; Artiodactyla; Balaenopteridae. The transcript has a single exon.